Messenger RNA from Ceratitis capitata (Mediterranean fruit fly), 3600 nucleotides. It is a transcript of the gene ttv, whose product is annotated as exostosin-1. Lineage: Eukaryota; Metazoa; Arthropoda; Insecta; Diptera; Tephritidae. The transcript is spliced from 10 exons. Gene Ontology annotation, cellular component: membrane. The record is from RefSeq and is a predicted model, not a curated record. The coding region runs from base 659 to 3052 and encodes 797 amino acids. Gene Ontology annotation, molecular function: glycosyltransferase activity.
CUUUUUUUAUUUUCGUUUUGCAUUUGCAUGUGUGUUCGCAGUCUUCGUUAAUGUCAAAAUUUCUAACAGUGGGCUGGUCGGUCCAGAGAUUUCAUGCUCAAGACGUUUUUGUGAAAAAUUAUCAUAAUAGUGACUAAUAUUGAUGAUUUAAUAAACAAUAGUUUGCAAUAAAAUAAAUUUAUCAAAAUUUGACUAAAAAUAUACCUAAGUUCGUCUAAAAUCAAUUAGUGUACCGCGCCUCGGGUUGACGGCGGUAACAUUGUGUAUAUACUGCCUUGAAAAUUCGACAAAUGGGGAAAAAUACAUGCAUUUAUAUACUCAAUAAUGGACAUUAACGCAAAUGCUUGAUAAAUACCGAAGGAAAUAAGCUCUUUAAGAAAAUGAGUACAAUGAAUUGGAACUUUAAUCUUUUAAAGAAUCAUACGACUUAUUAUGUGUCCUAAAACUUCCGAAUCAAAAAUAAAAUUGCUAUUUAAAGAAAGUCCUAUAUGCGUGUAAAUCAUUAUAUUUAAAACCACUCCUUGUAAAUUGCUUUCUAAUGCACCAGCGUAUAUUACGUGCAAUGCAAAAUUAUUCAACUAUACCCUACCCAAAAAAUAUAAAGGUGCAAUAAUAACUUUAGUGUACAAUCAGUUGCUAAGAGGUUAUCGAGCAUAAAAUGCAAGCUAAAAAACGAUAUAUCUUGGUUUUUGUGUCAUGUGCGUUUCUUGCAUACUGCUAUUUUGGGGGAUAUCGACUUAAAAAGAGUGAUGGACCACAUCGAAAUCUUCAAGUAGUGGAUUCUGUAACCCGUGCUCGCCUCCUUGAAAAAUUACCAAGUUAUAAACUUGGGGAUAGUGUUCAAAUGUUACAAGGGAUCGAUAAAAUGAAUAAAGCAGCGAAUAAGGUGAAUAAAAUUAAGGAAAUAUCCUUGGAUGAUGGUAAUAAGGAGCGCUCUUGCAGAAUGGAAAGAUGCUUCGACUUUACAAAGUGCUAUGGAGAAUUUUUAGUAUAUGUAUAUCCCCCAGAGCCACUAAACUCUUUAGGUGCAGCGCCACCAGUUUCAGCUAAUUACCAAAAAAUAUUAUCUGCUAUUCGUGAAUCAAGAUACUAUACUUCUCAACCGGAACGGGCAUGCUUAUUUGUUUUAGCAAUUGAUACUCUUGAUAGAGAUUCCUUGUCAAAUGAUUAUGUUCGAAAUGUUCCCUCAAGACUGGCACGUCUAACGUAUUGGAAUAAUGGUAGAAAUCAUCUAAUAUUCAAUUUGUACUCUGGAACAUGGCCUGAUUAUGCAGAGGACUCUCUUGGCUUCGAUCCAGGAGAAGCAAUACUAGCAAAGGCUAGUAUGAGCGUAUUACACAUACGUCCAAACUUCGAUAUUAGCAUUCCACUUUUUCAUAAACAAUUCCCUCUGCGUUCGGGGUCUUCUGGCUUGGUUCAGACCAAUAAUUUUCCGGCAAACAAAAAAUAUUUAUUGGCGUUUAAAGGAAAGAGAUAUGUCCAUGGUAUUGGCUCUGAGACACGCAACUCGUUAUUUCAUUUACACAAUGGACGGGAUAUCAUCCUGGUCACGACUUGUCGACAUGGUAAGAGUUGGCGCGAGCUUCAGGACGGCAGGUGCGAUGAGGAUAAUCGCGAAUAUGACAAAUAUGACUAUGAGACGUUGCUGCAGAACUCUACAUUUUGUUUAGUGCCACGUGGAAGGCGUUUGGGAUCAUUUCGGUUUUUAGAAGCACUACAAGCUGGUUGUAUUCCUGUACUGUUAUCGAAUAGUUGGGUUUUACCUUUCGAGUCUAAAAUAGAUUGGAAGGAAGCUGUUAUAUGGGCCGAUGAAAGAUUAUUACUUCAGGUACCGGAAGUAGUACGCUCAAUAUCACUGGAACGAAUUUUAGCCUUACGCCAGCAAACGCAAGUACUUUGGGAACGAUAUUUUGGUUCGAUUGAAAAAAUAGUUUUUACAACAUUUGAGAUAAUUAGAGAACGCUUACCAGAUUAUCCCGUUCGCAAUACUUUUAUAUGGAAUACAUCACCAGGCGCUCUCCUAACGCUUCCAACAUUUGCUGAUAGCUCUAGGUAUAUGCCAUUUUUAUUGGACUCCAUGGGUGUUGAACCACGUCAUAAUUAUACAGCUGUCAUUUAUGUUCAAAUUGGUUCAAUAUUGGGACCAAACACCGCUUUAUACAAGUUAAUCAAAACGAUUUCUAAAAGUCAAUUUGUAGAUAGAAUUUUGGUCCUUUGGGCGGCUGAUCGUCCUAUUCCGUCGAAGAAAAGAUGGCCUACAACCUAUCAUAUACCCUUCCACAUAAUAACUUUAAGUGGCUUAACUAUUGGAAAAUCACUCCGUUCAAUGAAGAAUGAUGCCAGUGAAAAGUUUUUUAAUGGAACCAUUCUAACUGCGCAAGCACCACCUCAUCUUCAAGAUUUCAAGCACUUUAAGGAUGAAACUUUUGAUAUUUUCGAUGAGCGCCCAAGCAUAUCACAACGCUUUUAUCCAUAUCCGGAAAUACAAACGGACGCGGUACUCUCAUUGGAUGAGGAUUCCAUACUCAAUACGGACGAAUUGGAUUUUGCCUAUACCGUUUGGCGUGAUUUUCCGGAUCGUAUCGUUGGUUAUCCAGCGCGUGCUCACUUUUGGGACGAUACAAAGAACGCAUGGGGAUACACUUCAAAGUGGACUAACUACUAUUCCAUAGUUUUGACUGGUGCCGCUUUCUAUCAUCGAUACUAUAAUUACUUGUACACUAAUUGGUUAUCAUUAUUGCUUCUUAAGACUGUGCAACAAUCAUCCAAUUGUGAAGAUAUACUAAUGAAUUUACUAGUAUCGCAUGUAACGAGAAAACCACCGAUUAAAGUGACACAACGCAAGGGAUACAAGGAUCGAGAGACUGGACACUCACCAUGGAAUGAUCCGGAUCAUUUCAUUCAGCGACAAAGUUGCCUCAACACAUUCGCAGCAGUUUUUGGCUAUAUGCCAUUGAUACGUUCAAAUUUACGUCUUGACCCGGUAUUGUAUCGAGAUCCAGUGUCCAAUUUACGCAAGAAAUAUCGACAAAUUGAAUUGGUUGGCAGCUAGCACUACAUAAGCACAAGCUAUAGAAUGAAGCUUAACUAAACUGUGUUUAUCAGCCACAAAAAUAUACAUAAUUGUAUUCAAAAUACAAAUGGAAUGCCAUAAAAGUAGUUUACAGGUUUACAGAUCAAAUAUAUUUAUUGCAAUAAUAGACGUGGAGUUAAAGUUAUAUAGCUUGCAACUCAAUAAAUAUGAUAGUUAUACUGUGCGCAAUUGUAAUUAUCACCAGGUGUAAAGAAACACAUACUUGCAUAUGUCUGCGUGUACAAAAGUAUAUGUAUGUAGAUUGUGUACUAAAAAAAGGACAGAAAAUAAAAACAAGCGUCACAACUAUUUAUAUAAAUUAGUAAGAAGUUAUUUGUAUAUGUAAAAUGCCAUUUAUGAUAAGUCACAGCCACAAUAAUUUAGAUUCUGUAAUUAUAUUUAUAAGAUGUUAUAAGUUAACAAAUAAUGAUGUUGAUGAUGACAUGACAUGAUGGUGAUUACUUUAGGUCGCUAUUUUUACAAUAUAAAAACCGAAAUAGUUUAUGAUAUUUAGUUAAAUUUUUUAA